Bufo bufo (common toad) is the source of this 3044-nucleotide messenger RNA. RefSeq names its product androgen receptor (gene AR). The record is from RefSeq and is a predicted model, not a curated record. Lineage: Eukaryota; Metazoa; Chordata; Amphibia; Anura; Bufonidae. Gene Ontology annotation, cellular component: nucleus. Gene Ontology annotation, biological process: male gonad development; androgen receptor signaling pathway; regulation of DNA-templated transcription. Bases 207 to 2510 code for a protein of 767 amino acids. Gene Ontology annotation, molecular function: nuclear receptor activity; sequence-specific DNA binding; zinc ion binding. The transcript has 8 exons.
CGGGGAAGACUUGGGGGAGAUCAGGGCAGGGAGGAGCUGUGGGUGAGUUACUUGGGGGCGGUGUAUCCACUACAGAGAGUCUUGUGACAACUUCUGGAGACUGAGCACAGCCCCGUGCCUGAGAACUUACCACGCUGACAGAGCGGGCACUGCACGACGGGUGGGCGGGCACUAACCUUGGCACAAGCCCUGACCUGGGAAGGGAGAUGGAGGUGCACAUCGGACUCGGGGGGGUGUACAAGCAGCAGCCCAGCAAGAUGAUACGAGGAGCCUUUGAGAAUCUCUUUCUGAGCGUCCGGGAGGCGCUGCAAGGUGAGAGGAAAAGCGCGGGGCUUCCCGAGCCCACUGUCCCGCACAGCACCUGGAGCCAGCCCCCGGGGGACUGGACUGAAGCCCCGAGCACCCAGCCGGCCCCCUGGAGAGAAGGCGCCCCGUCCUGCAGCCCACCCAGCCAGGUGUCUCAGUUCCCUGCCUUGAGCAGCUGCUUGGCGACCCUGGGAGAGCAGGGAGGGAUGCUGGAGACCGAGGAAGGCACCUCCGAGCAAGCGUCCAAGGAAAGGUACCCGAUCACGCCGGAGGGCAUCUCUGACAGUGCCAAGGAACUGUGUAAAGCGGUGUCUGUCUCUUUGGGGCUGAGCAUGGAAGCGCUGGAGCAUCUGAACGCCGGGCCAGAGUCCCAGAGAGGAGACUGCAUGUUUGCUGGCCCCCCCGCUCACACCAUGGACACCCACAAGAGCCAGGUGGGCGAGGAAGACAAGUCUGAAGCCUCUACCCCACAGUACCGCGAAGGAGCCUUCAGGAGGAGCGGCCAGAGCAACUUCUCUGCUGGCAAAGCCCCAGAGGAUGGCAGCUCUCUGGGCACAGAUGAGAAGGAGCAAACCUCUACAGAGUUGGCACUGCCUGAACCAGGGGGCUACAGAAGCCGUGCCAUGGAGUUGGCACCUAGCCUUACCUUGUACAAGCCCUCUACAUUCAUGGAGGAUAACCCUGCCUACCCAGCCUACAGCUUUCAGAUGGCAUAUACACCACAUGGCAGAAUAAAAGUAGAAAGUCCUAUGGAGUUUGGUGGCAGUGCUUGGGGGGCACCAAGCAGGUACAGCGAAAUAUCUGGCUAUGCUCAUUGUGGUCCGCCUGGCAACUGGCACUCUCUCUUUGAGGAGGGGCAGUCUGCUGGACCUUAUACUGAUGCCAACCUGUAUAGCUACCCACGAAGCCAUAUUCCACCCGGUCCAGAUAGUGAUUUCCCAGCGGACACUUGGUACCCAGCAACAGCCAUGCUGGGCAGAAUGCCCUAUGGCAGCCCCAUGAAGUCUGAGAUGAGCCCAUGGAUGGAGGGAUACCACGGUGCAUUUGGAGAAAUGAGGCUGGAAGGAGGCAGAGAACACCUGCUACCCAUUGACUAUUACUUCCCACCACAGAAGACCUGCUUGAUCUGUGGAGAUGAAGCAUCUGGAUGCCACUAUGGAGCCCUCACUUGUGGUAGCUGUAAAGUCUUCUUCAAGAGAGCAGCUGAAGGAAAGCAGAAGUAUCUUUGUGCUAGCCGUAAUGACUGCACAAUCGACAAAUUCCGGAGGAAAAACUGUCCAUCAUGUCGCUUGCGGAAAUGUUAUGAGGCUGGCAUGACAUUAGGAGCACGUAAGCUGAAGAAAUUAGGGAACCUCAAAGCUCAGGAGGAGUUGGAGGGAUCCCCUGGACAAGGAGAAGGCAGAGAAAUUACACCUAACAUGUCCCUCACACAGCUUGAAGGGUAUAGCUGUCAACCCAUCUUCCUCAAUGUGCUGGAGGCCAUAGAGCCUGUUGUGGUGUGUGCCGGACAUGACAACAAUCAGCCGGACAGCUUUGCUGUGCUCCUUAGCAGCCUGAAUGAACUGGGUGAAAGGCAACUAGUACAUGUGGUGAAGUGGGCAAAGGCGUUGCCAGGUUUCCGUAACCUGCAUGUAAGUGACCAAAUGACAGUCAUACAAUACUCCUGGAUGGGCCUUAUGAUCUUUGCCAUGGGAUGGAGGUCCUUUAAAAAUGUCAACUCAAGAAUGCUUUACUUUGCACCAGAUCUGGUGUUCAAUGAGUACCGCAUGCAUAAAUCUCGCAUGUACAGCCAGUGCGUUCGAAUGCGUCAUCUGUCGCAAGAGUUUGGUUGGCUACAAAUCACGCCUGAGGAGUUCCUCUGUAUGAAAGCUCUUCUCCUCUUCAGCAUUAUUCCUGUGGAAGGUCUAAAGGAUCAGAAGUGUUUUGAUGAACUGCGGAUGAACUACAUCAAAGAGCUAGAUCGUGUCAUCUCCUGCAAGAGAAGCAACCCAGCAUCCAGUUCACGGAGAUUUUUCCAGCUCACCAAACUUCUGGAUUCUGUGCAGCCGAUUGCACGUGAGCUGCACCAGUUUACGUUUGACCUCUUUGUGAAGGCACAGAUGGUGAGCGUGGACUUCCCUGAAAUGAUGUCUGAAAUAAUUUCAGUGCAAGUUCCCAAGAUUUUGUCUGGCAGAGUCAAGCCUCUCUACUUUCAUAAUUCAUGAAAAUCCCCUCUGGCUCAUUUUUCUCCCCCUGCAGUGUGCCUUAAGGGUCACCAUGUACAGAUAUGCAAAAUAGACUCUACCUGCAGCCUUCAUCAUGUCAUGCCACACAGGCAUAGCCUCAUCUAUCUUUGUGUUGAGGACAGUCGCCAUGCAAACAACCUUCUAAGAUUUGUGCCAUAUUACUGACCCACAAAGAAAUGGAGGACUGAUCUGGGGACUGUUUUGAUUUCAUUACCAAAAUAUAGAGGUUGCAUGUGUUUUGGAACAUAAACUGGUAAUUUCUAAGGAAAUAUGGGAAUCACUAAUUUAGGUCUUUUCAUAAGAUCUUUUUCAGCUUACACAUCAGGAUAUACGCUAAUAAUAAGUGCUGUGCAGGAGAGUGGUAAAACACAGAAUUUAUGUACAGAUAUGUACUCUAAAAGCACUUAUUCUCCUGGCUGCAAACUUUGGGCAAAAUGGCAAGCAGUACAUUACCCUAGCCUAUUUUCUUUGAUAGAGUCUAAUGGCUGAUUGUGCACUCUUGUUUUCCAGCCA